Aegilops tauschii subsp. strangulata is the source of this 3499-nucleotide messenger RNA. Its product is annotated as G patch domain-containing protein TGH homolog. Gene Ontology annotation, biological process: mRNA processing. Gene Ontology annotation, molecular function: RNA binding. The record is from RefSeq and is a predicted model, not a curated record. NCBI's taxonomy places the organism in Eukaryota, Viridiplantae, Streptophyta, Magnoliopsida, Poales, Poaceae. Gene Ontology annotation, cellular component: nucleus.
ACCACCACGGAGAGACCCAUCUGUCGCCCAUCGGCAAUUCCCCGUCCCGAACCGUCGUCGUGUACCAGCUUCGCCGCCAGCGAGCUAGGGCUUCCCACUCCGAGGAUCCCCCGGCCAUGGCAUCCCACGACGACGACCAGGACCUCGUGGUCUACGGGACGCCGAUCGAGCGGGAGGAGGACAUCUCCGCCCGCAAGCGCCGCGCCGUCGCCGACGCAGGCCAGCUCCGGGCCCUUCCCGCCUGGAAGCAGGAGGUCAGGGAUGAGGAAGGGCGGAGAAGAUUUCAUGGUGCAUUUACUGGAGGCUUCUCUGCUGGCUUUUACAAUACUGCUGGCUCAAAAGAGGGAUGGACGCCACAGACAUUCACAUCUUCACGAAAAAGUAGAGCUGAGCAUAAAAAACAAAGCAUAUAUAAUUUUCUUGAUGAGGAAGAUAUCAAGGAUAUGGGAGGUAAUGCCUUGGAAACAUCUCAACAGUAUGAUACAUUCGGUUUUACAGCUGCAGAGCAUGCCAGAAAACAAGCAUCCAAGGAACAAAAUGAGAGACCAUCAGCUAUUCCUGGACCUGUUCCUGAUGAAUUGGUGGUCCCUGCCACAACCUCGAUUGGCGUGAAGUUACUGAUGAAAAUGGGCUGGCACCAAGGUCGUACCAUCAAGGAUGCACAUGCUGACUCCUUAUAUGAGUCACGUAGGGAAGCUAGGAAAGCGUUUCUUGCACUCUCUGGUGUCAGUAACGAUGAGGAUCAAGAUCAAAUUGCUUCUCAGAAAUCUAGAGUGGAUGAAAAUGUCGCAGAAUCAUUUAACAAAAUAAGCGCUUCGGGAAAUACCCCAGUGUAUGUACUUCAUCCAAAGGAAGAUCUGCAUGGUUUAGGUUUUGACCCAUUCAAGCAUGCGCCUGAAUUUAAAGAUAGGAAAAGAUCACACAAAUCAGUGAACAGGGACCGGAACCGAAGUGAUGUUUCCGUGAGGGGAAGUCUCCUGAUUUCAAACUCAGGACAAUAUGCUCCUGGUUUUGGAAUUGGAGCACUCGAAGAGCUUGGUGUUGAAGAUGAGGAUAUUUAUGCAUCAGGUUUCAACUAUGAACAAACAGAAGUUGAUAUCGAGCCUUCAAAAACAUCUGGUGACAGUAAGUUUAAACUUGAAGACAAGAAGAGAGGUUUCUUCCUGAGCUUUAAAAUCGCCUCAAAUUCCGAGUACAAACUCGAAAGAUUUCAUCCUCCUGAGAUCCCAGCUGAUUUUGAUGGUCGCCAUAAGUUCUCAAGUCCAAUUCAGACAGCUGAUAAGUUCUCUGAUCUAGCUCCUCCUGAGGUUCCUCCUCCAGAAGACACUACCUUGAGAUUAUUGAUUGAGGGCUGUGCUGCUAUGGUUGCUCGUUGCGGGAAACAUAUAGAGGAUUUCUACAAAGAGAAAAGUAAAGCAAGUCCACAGUUUCUUUUCCUCGAUGGAGGAGAUGGAUGUAGCUACUACACAAGGAAGUUAUGGGAGCAUCAGCAGAAGUUUAUUGACCGGCAAAGACCUGGUGCUGUUAAGUCGAAGCCUUCUUCUGACAAGUUGACAGCUGAGAAUCGUGGAACUAUUCUUGGUGAAAAGCCCCUCGAUAGAAGCUCCAAAUCAUCUAGCUCAUUUGUUUCUGCAAAAGAAGCUGUUCAACUACAAUCAAAUCUUGGUGACACCUUUGUGAAGCCAAUAUCUCUUGAUGGCGUGCCAGAGUCAAAGAAGCCUUUUAGAAAUGAGCCAGCAAAGCAGGCAAGGUUUGAGCAGUUUCUAAAGGAGAAAUAUCAGGGUGGUCUUCGUAUUGCAAGUCUUGCUCCUACAAUUACAAUGUCGGACGCUGAUCGUGCUCGUGAAAGACUAGAUUUUGAGGCUGCUGCAGAUGCAAUUGAAAAAGGAAAAGAAUAUAAGGCUAUAGAUCCUUUGUCAAUAUUGGGUUUACCUGGAUUGAACGAGCAACGCUUUGUUUCAUCCACUCAAUUAGAGAGCUCUGCGGUACUCCAAGAUGAGAGGCCCAUGUAUCCACAGAGGGAGGAGUUUGAAUGGCGGCCUUCACCAAUACUGUGCAAGCGUUUUGAUAUUGUUGACCCUUUCAUGGGAAAGCCAAUGCCUCUUCGAAGACCAAUAAGUAAGAUGGACACCCUUAUGUUUAUGACCGAGUCCACUAAAAAGAUAAAUGAAGACGUAAGGGGCUCAAGUACGAUUCCACAAAAUGCUGCUGUGUCAGGAACAGAAGAGACAGAGGCACAGGAAACUGCAAAUAACCCUGAUAUUGUGGCAAGCAGGAUGCAGAGGCCUGUUGAUCUUUACAAGGCAAUCUUUUCUGAUGAUUCAGACGAUGAUAUGGACGAACCUCUUAACAAUCAACAAGUGGACCCAGUGAAGACGAGUGAAGGUGCCAACAUGGCUCUUAAUCGUCUUGUUGCUGAGGAUUUCCUGGAAUCUUUGGGUAAAGAACUGGGAUUGGAGGUUCCUCCAGAGAAACCUGCCCAGCCACCGAAUGUAUUAUUUAGAUCAGAAAUCCUUCCAACGGCUGAUGCAAGUGUAUCUAGGAAUGGCCAGACAUCUACUUUUAGGGAGAUAAAGGAGAACGAGGGUUCUUUGGGUUUGAUGGAAGCUGCCAAUGGUAAUGGGGACGAUCCUUCAUCCAAUGUCGAAAAGCUUGAUUUCAAAUAUGAGCAUAGUGCUGACAUAGGCCGGUCACACUCUUUACAUCGUCAGAUUCGGAACGGUAGUCCAGAGUCUGAUACUUCUAUUGAACGGCAUAGGAGUAGGAAAAGAAGAUCCCAUCAUCGAAAUCGGAGUCCAACACCAGAUUCUGGUUCUUCUGAUGAACGACGUAGUAGUAAGAAAAGAAAGUCACAUUCAAGGCAUAGAGCAGGCAGGAGUAGAACUCCUGAUGGCGAUUUGUCCUCUGACAGCCAAAGGAAUAAGAGAAAACGUCGGGAGAAAAGGAGUCAUCAGACCCGCAUGUCUGACAGUGAUUCUAGUGAUCAUGAAUACAAGGAAAAAUAUACAUCUAGUAGUAGAAGAUCAUCUGAUAAAGACAGAAGUAGAAAGCAUUCUAAACACCGCAGGCACAGAAGAAAAGACUCUGCAUAAUGUUCUUGAAUACAGCUACAGGAAUAUAUGGCUGCAAACGAAAGAAUUCACACUAGCUUCUCCAGAUCAUCCAAGUUGGUGAAAAUGUUGGGCCCGAUACUGAAGUGGAUGUUUAUAUCACAAGUUGAUGCCGUGUUAUCCAGUCAUCCAAAACUAUUUGAUGAGCCUGGAAGCUUCUUGCGUAGUAGUUACUGAGAUUCGGGUUGUGCGUGCAGCCUUCCUUUGUAUGUGGAGUUUCUGUUGCCAUCGUGCCCCUACCUCCUGUUGUGUUGUCUAUGUCAUGUCAUAAAUUCGUUCCGUUCCGGAAGACUGUCUCUGAGGACCCUUGUACAACUCAAACUGCCAGACAUGAACAGGUGUAAAUAGAAGAGAAUUGGGUUGUCAUUAACAUAGUAUUUAGAUUUUCA